UGUUGGGUCAGGGGGCGCGCGCUGCCCGCGGGGGUGGCGUGUUGCAGGCCCGUCACAACCCCCGGUCGCCGCCGCCGCCGCCCGCAGCUCAGUGUCAUCUCAAGCACCACAGGGCGCGGCUGCCUCCUCUGCCGCCGCCGCUGAUCCGCCGCCGCCUCCUGUUCAGCCAUCCGCCCACCCUGCCAUCGCCGCAGUGGUAGCGCCCGACUCCAGCUGACCGGCCUGGAAUCCCGGCUUCGAGCCCCGGCCUGGACCCUCCGCCUCGAGCGACCCCUUCCCCUACCCCAGCCCUGAGACCUGGUGUCGCCGCCGCCAUGGGAGACGCCGGCAGCGAGCGCAGCAAAGCCCCGAGCUUGCCGCCCCGCUGCCCCUGCGGGUUCUGGGGGUCCAGCAAGACUAUGAAUCUCUGUUCCAAAUGCUUUGCUGAAAAAAGAAAUCCACACAAUGAAAAAGAUUUUCAAAAGAAGCAACCAGAUGAUGAGUCCACUCCCAGCACAAGCAACAGCCAAUCGGAUUUAUUCUCUGGAGAAACAAAUAGUGACAACAGUAAUACCUCCCUAUCCACACAGACUGUUAACUCCAACCAGCAACUAUCGACAGAACUGAAUGUAACUUCACCCAGCGAAGAGGAAUGUGGGCCAUGCACAGAUACAGCUCAUGUCUCCUUAACCACAGCAACCAAAAGAUCUUGCGAUUCAGAUUCACAGUUGGAGAGCGAGGCUUCUCCUGAGAAGCGACCACGGUUACUGGAGGACAGUCAUGACAGGCCUGAAGAAAUCAGCCGUUCCAAACAGAAGAGCAGACGCAGGUGUUUCCAGUGCCAAACAAAACUGGAGCUGGUACAACAGGAACUGGGAUCAUGUCGCUGUGGUUAUGUGUUCUGUAUGUUGCAUCGCCUGCCUGAACAGCAUGAUUGCACGUUUGACCACAUGGGACGCGGGCGUGAAGAAGCCAUUAUGAAAAUGGUGAAACUGGACCGGAAAGUGGGGCGAUCAUGCCAGCGCAUUGGCGAGGGCUGCUCCUGAGUUGCAAGACUCUCUACAACCAAAUGCCGUUCUCUUAGUUCACUAAUGUUAGCCUUAUUUAGGACAAAGUCAGCCAGCCACCUUGUACACUGGGCAAGUUUCAGACUACAGCCAAUCAAUUUCCUUUCUUUAGCCAACCAUCCUGGUACUGUAGUUUAGGGGUUAAUGGUGAUUGACAUUGAUUUCUGGCUGGUUGUUAAGGUGCCUGCUAGCCACCGUAUUAAAAAAAAAAUGAAGAAAUUUUUUUGAGCAUGGCUAGUGGAUUUAACAAAAAACUAAAGACUUCAAUUAUUGCAGGAGUCAAGCUCUUUUUUAAAAAAGCCUUAUGCUGGUAAGCUUCCAGCAGCUGAGUAGAAACUGAUGUAAAAGACUGCUGUGUGCACACCUCUCUGGAAGAAAGUACCCUUAAUAGUCUGCUUUUCCUAUCCUCACAUUUAGCUAACUUUGAAGGGGUGAAACUCUGCUUAGAGCAGGCAGUGUAGCUGCUGAACCUAGAAGACCUAAACGAUCACUUAUGCCAUCUUCACACGUGUCUUCUGAGGUUAGGUAGCAUCACCAGCAUCAGGGAAUCUCUUCGGGUGGGAAUGUCUUUUUGAGAAGACAAAAAGAGGGGGACAGAUUCUUAUGACAACUUUUAUAUCAAACACAUUACAGGGAAACUGUUUCUUUACUUAGGUGGUGGUGGAGGAGGAUCUUGUUUUAAAGUUAGCUCCAUUCUGGAACAAGCAGUAAAGCGUGUGCAUUUUCUACGCAGCCUUUCUUAAGCGGUGUGAUCGAAUUCCAUACGCCAACCAUUGUGGCUGUUUUCCAUCAGCCCAAACCUGAUUGGCUCUUGUUUGCCUUUUGCUAAGUGCAGGUAUCUGAUAAUUGAUCAAAUAAGGCUAAUUCACAGCACAGUAGCCAUGGCUGGUUCCUACAGACUGACUUUCUGUAGCUAGACAUAUAUUGAAGGGUAAAGGACAUUUUGUAGCAAACGGAAUUCAGUAACAGUAUUGGGGAACAACCAGGAAAAUCACCCCUUAUUGAAUUGAGUUUUGUAUGCCUCACUUCCAGUGUGUUAAGGAGAUAAUCAAAUGGGCUCUUCCAGCCUUGUGACUAUGCAGCUCGGUACUCUCAGUGAAAGGUCUCUCUGCCCAUCAUCCAUUGCGAAGCAAAUGAUUGUGAAAUGCAUUGCAUAGAAUUGGGACUCUCCAGAUCUGCUAUUUAGAGCUACAGUUCUGUAUUGUAGUCUGUCUGUCUCAUUGAGGCAGUGAGUGGCAGGAAAACAGCAGUUUCUGCCUCCAGCUUCAGGCAAGGUUUCUGUAGGAAAAAUAACUCUUAUUGAUGGUGGCCUAGUGUGGAAUCUUUACCCCAAAACCAGUUAGUGCUCCAUUAGCAAUUAAGAAUUAGGUAUAUAGUUGGGAGUGGGGGAUGGGGUGGGGAAGGGUCAGGAUGAAUUGUCUCGUACUUUGACAAGUAGGUUACAUUUAAGCCACCCAAAGAGUGAAUUACCCUCAUGUCACUCUAAAAAAAAGGGGUUGUGGGAUAGAGCAGUUUAAAUAAGUUACUGACUGUUCCAUUUAUGCUGAAGGUAAAUUACUGGUUUACGGGCUGAAUUGCAUUUACUCUGGCAGCCAACUAUGGCCAGCGACAGAGACUCGGCCUUUGCCUGUAUUACAGCAAUGCAAAUUAGUAAAGAAGUAAAUAUGAAAUAUUCCACCAUUAUAAAGUUCAAUAUGGAAAAGCCAUUCUGUGUUGUACUCAAGGCUUUGAAAUCAGCAAUGGAAUUUCCAGCUGCAUAUUCUGUUUCCUAAGGAAGUAUUCCCCUUCCAUCGGUAUGAGGGGGAAAUCAGACAAUUUUCUUUGCGUUUGCCAUGAAGAGUUUAAAAAACAUGGACUUCAGCUGCUGCCGCGCUAUGCACUUUCUUCCCUUCUAAAAUCCUAGCAUAGCAUUUGAUGGACAUUCUGAUUGAUACACAAGACUUUUGCAGAUUAAUAACGAAGAUGCUGUUUUUCCCCUUGUUAAUCCUUUCUUUAGCCCUGUUACAAGUGCACAGUUGGUUUCACGGUGGCUCUUGAGCGAACACUACUCAAAGUUCAUGUGGAUUAUGGACAAUGUUCACUUUAAAAAAAGAAGUGUGGGGGUUGUUCCUUUGCAGUAUCUGUUCUGUGAAGUUUGUUAAACGUAAAGAAAGCUUAAGUUCUUGUAUCUUUAAAGAAAAUCUUAUUUAACCCUUUUUUGUGUUCUAGAUUUACUUACACAUGUAGCCUAGAGCUCAGUUUUAGUUUAACAUUGUGAAAAUAUUAAAAGGAUUGUAAUUCUUUUUCCUCCUGCUUAAAAGAAACAAACCAUUAAACAGAUCAGAUUAAAAUUUGAA
Messenger RNA from Elgaria multicarinata webbii, 3382 nucleotides. It is a transcript of the gene ZFAND3, whose product is annotated as zinc finger AN1-type containing 3. The transcript has 7 exons. Bases 315 to 1025 code for a protein of 236 amino acids. Gene Ontology annotation, molecular function: zinc ion binding; DNA binding. Lineage: Eukaryota; Metazoa; Chordata; Lepidosauria; Squamata; Anguidae. The record is from RefSeq and is a predicted model, not a curated record.